UGAAUAGUUCUUACAGUUGAUGUUUUUGUCAAUAUUCUUACGGCAAUUUCUAAAAUGUUUCCCAGCUGGAACAACAUAAUAUUGGAGGAAUCUACAGCGUCCAUUAAAGGGAUUUAAGCCCAACUGCUUCUGAUACCACAAACCUCAAGCCUACUUUCACAAUUGUGGUUCCACAAAAAUGGCUUUCGAUGACCUACUCGAGCGGGUGGGCAGCAUGGGACGCUUCCAAUUCCUGCACGUUAUCAUUCUCAUCAUACCUGUCUUCCUGAUGGCCAGCCACAACCUGCUGCAGAUUUUUGUGGCCAUGGUGCCUUCACACCACUGCAGUGUUCACACCAACCUCUCAGAGUUCGACCUUAGACUGGAGCAAAAGCUGCUGAUCACAGUGCCCUUAGAUGGAAUAGGGAAGCCGCACAGGUGUCAGCGUUAUGUUGUUCCACAGUGGCACCUCCUUAUGAAAAAUGAAACCUUCAGUGCAGAAGAGAAAGGAGACGGUAAAGAAAGUGUAAGUGUUGGCCUGCAAGGAUGCAUAGAUGGAUGGUCAUAUAAUUUGUCAGAAAGGACCUCCACAAUCAUAUCUGAGUGGGACCUGGUGUGUGAGCUGAGGCCUUUGAAGCAAAUGGCACAAACCAUCUACAUGGGGGGUGUGCUGGCAGGAGCUCUUAUCUUUGGAGGUCUCUCCGACAGAUAUGGUCGAUGUAUCCCACUGCUUAUCUCAAACAUGCUGAUGGCAGUAUGUGGAACAUGUGCUGCUUUCUCCAGUUCCUUCACCUUUUUUUGCAUCUUCCGGUUUGGCUGUGGUAUGGCUCUGUCAGGACUUGGACUCAAUACCUUCUCUCUCACUCUGGAGUGGAUCCCCAUUCGUACGCGGACAGUGGUGGGGACCAUAAUGGGUUACUGUUACACGGUGGGACAAUUACUCCUGGCUGGACUAGCCUACUUCAUUCGAGACUGGCGGUGGUUGACGCUGGCUGUUUCUUUGCCCUUCUAUGUGUUUUUCCUCUUUGCAUGGUGGAAUCACGAGUCUGCCAGAUGGCUAGUGAUGAACAACAAUUCCGAAAAAGCCAUCAAGAACCUCAAAACUGUGGCCAGAAUUAAUGGACGAGGAGAAGAGGGGGAAAAAAUUGAUAUUAAUAUGCUGGAAGAGUCCAUGAAGAAAGAGAUAUUGUGUUCACAAGGCACAUACUCUGUUUUGGACUUGUUCCGUACAUCCACAAUGAGAAGAAUGACCAUCUACAUCAGUGCUGUCUGGGUCUCGACUAGCUUUGCAUACUAUGGUCUUGCUAUGGAUUUGCAAAAGUUCGGAGUGGACAUAUACUUAAUCCAGCUGAUCUUUGGUGCUGUUGAUAUUCCUGCUAAAGUCAUCGUAACAAUGGCCAUGGCUUUUUUUGGACGGCGGCUUUCACAGAGUGCUGUAUUAAUCCUGGCGGGGCUCACUAUUUUGUGCAAUCUGCUGGUGCCUUAUGAUGAACAGUUGAUACGCACCUGUCUAGCUGUGAUAGGUAAAGGAUGUCUCGCUGCCUCCUUCAACUGCUGCUACCUUUAUACUGGAGAGCUGUACCCAACUAUCAUUCGUCAGAAUGGGAUGGGUUGGGCAUCCAUGAUAGCUCGAGUUGGAGCCAUGGUGGCACCUAUGGUGCUUCUCCUUGGGGACUACAUACCUUGGUUACCGGGUGUAAUCUAUGGAGGAGCGCCAAUCUUUAGCGGGGUGGCAGCAAUGUUUCUACCAGAAACACUUGGCUUGCCGCUUCCCGAUACCGUGCAAGAUGUUGAGGAGAGGGGCUCAGGGAGGCGCUCUAACAGGCCACCAAAGGAACCAGUAGUUUUGCAAGAUGUCCAUGGGAAUCUCCUAAAGUCGGCAGCAUGAGGAUAGCUGCUACACUCAUAACUUCUUUCAACAUGAACACAGAAUGAGUACUGCAAUUUUCUGUUUGUUUGAUUGAUUGAAGUUGAAUUGAGUUCACUGAUUUAUUGUCAGUUUAUUGUUGUACAA
Molecule: messenger RNA, 1993 nt
Organism: Thalassophryne amazonica
Lineage: Eukaryota; Metazoa; Chordata; Actinopteri; Batrachoidiformes; Batrachoididae
Gene: slc22a6l
Product: solute carrier family 22 member 6, like
Exons: 10
Coding region: 179-1867 (562 amino acids)
Biological process (GO): transmembrane transport
Cellular component (GO): membrane
Molecular function (GO): transmembrane transporter activity
Source: RefSeq, a predicted model, not a curated record